Chlamydomonas reinhardtii is the source of this 2558-nucleotide messenger RNA. RefSeq lists its product as uncharacterized. Gene Ontology annotation, molecular function: chlorophyllase activity. The transcript has 11 exons. Lineage: Eukaryota; Viridiplantae; Chlorophyta; Chlorophyceae; Chlamydomonadales; Chlamydomonadaceae. Gene Ontology annotation, biological process: chlorophyll catabolic process. The record is from RefSeq and is a predicted model, not a curated record. The coding region runs from base 181 to 2109 and encodes 642 amino acids.
UUCUUCGUCAGCACAUGAUACAAAUGAUUGAUGGACAAUGCUGACGUUGGGGGAGCUUGCUCCGUUCCCGCUUGAUAUAAGUCGACUAUCUUGCCUCACGCAGUGGUGUGUUAGGUUCCAUUAGAUGUCGCGCCGACAGCGCGUGCGCCGUCUCAAGCGCGUGCACUCUGGCGCGGGCGGAUGCGGAUGCCGAUGCUGAAGAGCCCAUCGUGCAGCGCGCGACGUCGCGACGGCCAGCGCCGCUCGGCGCUGAACGAGACGUCGUAUUGGACGUCAAACUCGGCGCUCGGCGGCGGUGCAUCAUCAACGCAUGCAUGGCGCCUCCCGCACAACACGCCAGCUGCGCGGCUCAGUGCAACACCUCCCGCAGCAGCAGCACCCGGGCAGGCAGCAGCGGCAGCGGGAGUGCCCAGCGGCAGCGGCCCCCCAUCACUAUCCACAGGAGAUGCGGGAAAUACAGUCGACAUUAGCCCGCAGCUAGGGCGGCGUGGGGUGCUGUCGGCGCUGACAGCCGCGCCGCUGCUGCUGCUGCCGGCGGCUGGCGGCGAGCUGGCACCUGCGCAAGCUGCCACACGCACGCCUGCUCAGUGCCGGGCCCAGUUUGCGCCAUACCUGGUGCAGCCCGACUACUCGGGACCCGGGCCGCUGUCAGUGGGCCGGCUGCCCCGGCGCGAGCACACCUGCACGGCCUGCUUCCCGGCGCUCACCUCGCCCGCCACCACCCUCAAGCUGGACGUGUACUACCCGCGCGCGGGCGGCGCGGACCUGGGCCUGGGCCCGCCCUUCCCGCUGGCCGUGUUCAGCGCCGGCUUCCUGCUGCCCGCGGACAGCCUGGCGGGGUACGCGGAGAGGCUGGCCAGCUGGGGCUACACCUGCAUCCUGUACGACCGCAAUGAGACGGUGGCCAGCCUGCUGGACGACGCCGCCUGCUGCCUGCUGCUGCGCGAGCUGCUGGACUGGGCGGCCGCGGACCCGCUGAUGCGGCGGCUGGCGGACCCGGCGCGGCAGGGCGUGUACCUGGUGGGGCACUCCAGGGGCGGCAAGCUGGCGGCACUGGUGGGCGCUGAGGACCGCCGCGUGCGGGCUCUGUGCCUCAUCGACCCGGUGGACAACACAGUGUAUGCGCCGCUGCGGCCCGGGUUUCCCUCAGCUUUGGCUGCACUGCGCAAUCUGCCCCGUGAACGCCAACUGCCGCUGGCGGUGGUGGGAGGCGGCAUGGGCGGAGACUGCGCGCCCCGGGAGGCAAACUUCCGGCGCUUCUUCGCCGCCUCCACCUCCCCCUCCUGGGAGGUGGCACUGCCGGACGCGGGCCACUUCCAGUUCCUGGACUCCAUGUCGGCCCUGCAGCGGGUGGUGUGCCCGACGGGGGAGGUGCGGGAGGAUGCAGUGCGCGACGUGGCGGCGGCAGUCAUGGUGGCGUGGGCGGAGAGCAUGGUGCGGCACCGAGGUGCCGACAUCUUCCAGCUGCCCGUGCCCUACCCGGAGGCAUGCAGCGGCAGCGGCGGAGGCGGAGGCGGCGGGGGUCUGGACGGCACCUCCAGUGGCACCAGGAGCGCAGCGCUGGGCGGCAGCGGCGGAGGCGGCAGCAGCAGCAGCAGCAGCUACGCCGCCUCUUCUUCUGCCAAUAGUGCUAACACCAGCAGUAGCAGUGGCAGUAGCAGCCCGCAGCACCUGGCACAGCUAGCGCAGCUGCAACGGCGGCAGGGCCUGCGCGGGGCUGCCUCCCUGGCGGCAGUGGCGCUGUCGCAGAGCGCACUGGACGCGUGGGUGGCUGCGGAGGCGGAGGAAGCCACGGCGGAGGCUGGUGCCGGGGGCGGCAGUAGCACGGCCGACAGCGCUGUAGGCAGCGGCGCACUCGGCAGAGCAAGCGGAGGCAGCAGCAGAGGUGAUGCAGGCGGUAGUGGCAGCAGCAGCGACGGCAGCAACAGCAGCAUAGCUUACGGCAAUGGCAGUAUAGGCAGCAGCAGUAGCAGACAUGGCAGUAGCAGCAGCAGUGGGCUGGUGGUGGUGCAGGAGGCCCUGCAGGACGGGCUGGAGCGGCUGGUGAAGAAGUUGCAGUACAACACAACACUCACUCUGGCAACACGAUUCAAGAACUUUGAGAGCUGAAUAAAAUGCGAAAGCUUAUUUUAUUUGCCGAUGUUUACGCGGCCGGUGGGUCAUGAUGGGCGGCCGUGGGCUGUGUGGUGCCAGGUGCCGUGGGUGGUGCGACCGCGUGAUGCCGAGAUGUAUUGAGAGAGUGAGGGUGGGUGUGGUGGACAAGGGCCAGGGGCGAGGCGGAAGAGUGCGCAUGGCACAUACCCAUGUGCAGUGCGGUGGGCUGUGCGGACGCUAGUGAGGAGUGGAGGAGUCGACGAUGGUGGAGAUGUCCCAUCAGGUAGAAUGGCCCCUCAUGUGAUAGAUGGAGCAGAAGCUUGACUACUGAACAUAACGGAGCGCACGGGACCCAAGCCGCUGCACACAUGUUAGUAAGGUGCGCUGGCUGCAAUAAUCGCAAUGCCUGCAGCAACGCCCUUUGGAGUUCGGCCCAUCCCGCCCCUCAUCUCCCUGUAGUCACG